This is a messenger RNA of Bactrocera neohumeralis, 1809 nucleotides long. RefSeq lists its product as uncharacterized. The transcript has 5 exons. The coding region runs from base 231 to 1460 and encodes 409 amino acids. Gene Ontology annotation, molecular function: NADH pyrophosphatase activity; ADP-ribose diphosphatase activity; NAD binding. The record is from RefSeq and is a predicted model, not a curated record. NCBI's taxonomy places the organism in Eukaryota, Metazoa, Arthropoda, Insecta, Diptera, Tephritidae.
AUAAAGAUAAUAAACAAGUGAUAAUGAUACAGACGGUAUCGGUGAACAAAGCAAACGAUAACAUUAGCCAACAAAAACGCCAGGAAAUAAAAAGAGAAAUUAACAAAAAAUUUCCGCAACUGAAUCUGUUGGCACUUUUUCCAAAAAGAUAUACAUAUUAGUACACGCCUGUCUACCCGCAGUCUACAAUUAAUUGAAUUGGCGCAAUACUACGCUCAACUGCAGUUUCCAUGCAGCUCAAAUAUCACUGCCAUCUAAUAACUGCCGUCGGCAUGCACACCACGCGACAAUCAGUAGCCUAUAUACGAAGCCGGACUUCGUCGAAUGCGCAUACAAUGUUGUUGCCCGGUUCCGUUUGCCUGUUAUCAGCCCAUUUAACAAGAGCUUUGUCGUCAUUGCGUUUAUUAGCGCCGACGCCGUUGUUAUUGUGUAAUAGAAAUUUUAGCAUGAAAAAUAAAAAUAUUUGCACAAUUGACAGUUCAUAUCGCGAGUACAGUAAAAUUCGUUGUUUUAAGUACGUUGUCUCGUCUCUUUCACAUUUGCAACAACCCAUUCAGCUACUAAGCGAUUGUCAACGAGUGCAAAAGCGAACGCAAACGCGUUUUAUUUCAACUACAAGUAAAUUGUUUAAACGAAAUUCGGGUGGAAAAGACAUGGAGGUGCCAGAGGGUGUAUUCUGUGGUAGCGUUGAUCGCUUCAAUGGUGUGCUGGUGGACUCAGAAAAGGAAUACGAUGAAGCCACAGAUUUUGAAAAGAAGCUAGAGAAAUCUUUAGACCACUGGAUUUCCAUUAAACGGCGCGCCAUAUGGUUUACAUUACGGAAAGAACAUGCAGCAUGGGUGCCACAUUUAGCUAAGGCCGGCUUUGUAUUCCAUCAUGUGGACACUACCUCCUCCUCGCUUGUGAUGUAUCGCUGGCUGCCAACCCACGAAUCUGCCAAUAUACCAACAUUUUGCCAUACAAUGCUUGGUGUUGGUGGACUUGUUGUCAAUGACAACGAUGAAGUGUUAGUUGUUAGUGACCGUUAUGCAUUAAUCGCAAAUAGUUGGAAAUUACCUGGUGGUUAUGUGGAGCCCGGUGAGGAAAUAGUAAAUGCAGCUAUACGCGAGGUGAAGGAGGAAACCGGUAUCGACUGUGAAUUCCGUACCGUUAUUAGUAUACGACAUUCACAUGGCGGAAACUUUGGCUGUUCAGAUAUGUACGUAGUUGUUGCUUUGAAGCCACUCAAUCGUGAAGUACAUAAAUGCGAGCGUGAAAUCGCUAAGGCACAAUGGAUGCCGGUUAAGGAAUAUUUACAACAUCCUGACGUGCACGAGACAAAUCGUCACUUUAUGCGCACCUAUUUGGAUUAUAAUAAACGCAAUAUACGUUUUACAUAUGAGCGCGCCCAACAUCGUGUGCUGAAACGCGAGUACACAUUGUUCUAUAUGAAACCGGUGGAGGAGAAAAACGAAAGUUGAGCCAAGUAGUGAAGUUUUUUAUGCGUAACAGCACUUUUCAUCCUUCAAAAGAAAAUUUAAAUUUUUGAGGUUAUGUAGUGUAUGAUUUUUAGGCAACGGAAAACGCAGAUAGACCAGUGAACAUACAACUGCUUUUUCUAGUUCGUUAUAUAGUUAAAUAUAAUAUUCCACAAAGUGGCCUUUCAAAAUAAACUGAAAUAGAUUUGAUUACACAAUAAAAAAAUUACGAUGUGUAAGUGAAAACUGGUACAAAUAACUUUAUCGAAAGUUAACUUAGCUCAAUUAAACUAAAAAUAAUACCCAAAUUGUUACAAGUAAAAAUAAAAUCACCUUCGAUAACAUGCACCAA